UCCGUCACGGGUGCGUGUUACGGCCUGAGGGUUUCCCCGGUUGGCUUGCGAGUGCCGGCCAGCUUCCAUCCAGGAUAUAUCUCCCAUUAUUGGACAGAGGAUCAGAGGGCUAACUACCACAGCAGCUGCAAUGUUCUAGGUCUCUCGGAUUGCGACCCAGCUGGGCCCUGGUUUGGGCCGCAUAGGCAUUUCCUUCGUCUCGUUUCAAUCAACUUCAUCCAUCACACCGACACCGACACACGACAACAACCUACAUCGUCGACCUCCCAUCCCAGCUCACCGGGACCCAAGCUCCUGCGCCAUCCCAUCGCCGUCCGAACAUCUCGCGACUUCCCCGAUGAGCAUUGCUGCCGCCAAUGGCAACAACACCUUUUGAUCCCCCUCUACCGGGCUCUUCAUUCUUCGAUAUCUACAACGAUGGCGCUGCCCAGCGCAAUCCCGUUCCACUCCCUGGAGGAGCAUGCAACUAUGUGGACUUAACACCUGGCGCCAACGGAGCCAAGUGCGGAUGCCGUCGAUUCUGGAGUCGCUUCGCCGCCGGUAAGGCAUAUACGGAUAGCCUGGGAUCUGAUAACUCCGUCUGGUGCAUGUGUUCGCAUCACGCCUGCUUUCACGAUGACGGACGCGCCGCGAGCGAGGCUCCAGCACCCGCGCCCGUGUCUGCGCCCACCCCCGCACCUAUCGCCCACGUCCCUCGCCAGGAGAACGAGAGACCAAGGAUGUCCAGGGAGCCACUCAGCCCGGUACAAUUGCCAGAUAUGUCGUUUCGUAUGCCCACCGGAUUUCCCCCGACUACGGAUUUCAUGAACCUGGAUACUGCCAUGGCGAUAUCUCCGAGCAAGCCCGAGGAACCAAGGACCCGUCACAUGGAUCAUAUUAGCCAGCGUCCAGAGUCUACUUUACAGGAUACGUUAAGCUGGGGCGAUUUCAUCCAGUCCCAGCCCGGAAAUGGUUCUACUUCAUUACCACCAAUACCAGCACAAUGCUUAAUGCAAUCUCAGCCCAGUUCUACGACAUCUUCUAGCCAAGCACGCUAUCUUCGUCCAUUCUCUGGGAAAGGCCUCCAAACACUUAGUGGUGUUGCUACUUCUAACGUGCAAUCUCUACGGAAGGAUAGAUUCCAGGAUGCCAACACUUCUGCUCCACAGGAUCAACUCACCAAGGACAACGCCAGCGCAAUGAUUGUUCACAGUGAUCAUGGUGCAGACACUCCAAGGGCUCUGUCUCCCUGCGUCCGAAAGGAGGAUGCUGUUUUUGCCGGACCUUCCCGCGAUACGUUUCGCCAUAUAUCGGAUACAGUUCAAGGUCAUGAACACCGGCUCGAGAGACUGGAAAAUGAUUCAUUCUCCGCUGCCGGGCACGAUGAGUGUCAUGAGAAGCAUGACGCCACGGAUCUCCGCGUGACUGACCUUGAGGUCCGCUUCGAGGAAGUUGAAAAGCUCAUUAAUGAUAACGGCAGUGUUGUAGGUCGCCUCGCCGACCGACAGACGUUUGACGAAUCGACCAACAGCGUUGUUUCAGUCGCUACAAGUACGACUACCGCGCGAGCCGGCCAUUCUGGCGAAAUCAUUAGCCAGAUGCAGAUGCUGCAGUCUCAGAUCCUCCAGCUUCAGUCACAGCUUCCCACACUUACUCGGCCUUGGGAAAUCGAAGUCGUGUUUCUACCUUUUCCGUUGAGGAGGGUCUGGGUAGAGCUUCAGGAUUUCAAAUCCGACGGUCCUUCGAGCUUGGAUGAAUGGACUCAGAUGCCCAACACCAUGAGCUCUCACACACUUAGAGCACAGUCACCUUUCUGCGCAGAAUGGGCCGAUCCAGGACAUGACUACGCGUGGUUGAUGGCAAAGGCCUGUAGUCCUACUAGUAUCAUCAACAGCAGACUCAAAAGCCGCGGCCUAGUGCGUACCAUUUCUGUCAGAGGGUCAGACGCACGAAGUGUCCAGGCAGCGAUCCAUACUGCAUUUGGUACCACCUUCACCGAACUCUCUCGCGGCACACGUUCAACCUCACGUCGGCGCAGCCUCGACAAUAAGACCAGCCGCUUUUUGGGCCUGCAGCAACCAUGGGUACCGCUCCGCAAGAUCCACAAGGACUCCCGCCUCCGAUUUUUGACGCCGGCAGAGAUGGUAACGCCUGCCCUCUGGGACGUGUCGUUUCUCAACUCUGUAAUUAUGCGAUCUUCUGAACCGCGUCUGUUCAUCACGCAGCCUGAGGCCUAUCUUCAAGAUCUGCCAUCAUAUGAGAGCGGUUGGAGUUGGCAACGCCUUCGCGAAAUGAGCCGUUUCUACCCCGAUUCCCAAGCUACUCAGGAGGUCCCCGAAGCCGACGCGAAAGAGGACCACUGGACCUGGAAUGACCACCUUGACGAGACCGCGAGCGCGCCAUCUUCUCUUGGUAUACGUCAAGCUGGCCAGCGAGUGUCCGCGUCCCCUUCGCUACAUCAUAUUGCGAUUCAGUCUUCUAUGCGAUCAUCCAGUCCUAUGGUAGCUCGUGGGCAAACUCCUGUCAGGGACGGAAGGAUUACAAAGCCAUCCUACAUUCGCACUGCCUCGCUACCUCCUUCAGUUCCUGCCAACAUGUCGCCGUCGCAGAUCAAACGCCGUGUAUCAUCUUUCGGCCAGAGGGCAGCUGCUCCAGUCCGGCCGAACCCUCCCAACAUUUCGACUGCUUAUAAGCGGCGCCGCACGACUCGUUCGCCGAGCCGCCCUCUCAACACCCCUCGGUGGACUGUAUCGCCAAGCCCGAUGCCCGGUGUCAUUCCCUCUGACGAGCGGCACCCGUCCACCCGCGGCAUCACACCCCACUACUAUGCAACCCCGUAUAGCAACGCACCGCUGGGCGAGACCCGUCCGCGCGGCACGGGCAUGGUGGUGGAUGAUACUCCCGCCGACGAUGACGAAAACCUUGAUCCGGAUUACGGAAGCACCAACCCUUACGAUGACGAUGACGACAGCGACUACAGCGUCGAGGUGAUGGCCCAGGUGCCACCGGAACGUGAGGGUGACUCAUCGUUUUCGCGGCAGGUCCAUCUGCCUGAGGACGAGCCUUGGCCCGGCAUCGAGGACCAGGAACACAUGUCCGACGGGGAGAACAUUGACCCGCUCUUCUCGCCGACGGCCGAGGACGACGUUCACUCGGAAGCAAGCAGCCAGCCGUCCGAGUAUCCUAGCACCCAGCGUGGCUGGCAGGUGCCUGGCGCCGACGAUGGCGUAGGAUUUCGUAUCCACGAAGACGCCGAUCGGAUGCAGCAUGGCUGGAACUAGGGCAUUAUCUGAUGCUCACCAUAUUUCCACAUACGUUGCUAUUUGUUUUUAUUUUAACGAAGAUGACGCAGCGAGUCUGGGGAGGUUGAGGCUGUUUUUGCAAACAGUGUACGUGUUCGUGUCUGUCAUUCGGCGUUUACAAGGCGACUUUAUCUAUGGCAUGGCGUUCAGAUGGCGCUAAGGUUGUAUGCUUUUGUUUCUCUGUCAUCUGAUGAUCUAUGAGAGCUUGAUGUAGUGAGAGUCGGCGACGGAAAGGGGCUUAUCAGAUUGGUCCUUAGAUCCUCGGGUGGAAAAGAUGGGAACGAGUAAGGGGUUGCUGGACAAGUUUGCAGAGAAAAAGCACCGAUCUACCAUUGAGGAAUAUGAUUGUCGCCAUGCCUAGCGAGCUGGGAUAGCUCGCAAUCUACACUUUAUUUGUUAUUGUACAGCUAGAAUAGCAAUAACUCCCAUACUACAAUUAUAUCACAUUACACCAGAA
Molecule: messenger RNA, 3738 nt
Organism: Colletotrichum phormii
Lineage: Eukaryota; Fungi; Ascomycota; Sordariomycetes; Glomerellales; Glomerellaceae
Exons: 1
Coding region: 357-3260 (967 amino acids)
Source: RefSeq, a predicted model, not a curated record